Molecule: messenger RNA, 929 nt
Organism: Exserohilum turcica Et28A
Lineage: Eukaryota; Fungi; Ascomycota; Dothideomycetes; Pleosporales; Pleosporaceae
Exons: 2
Coding region: 1-870 (289 amino acids)
Molecular function (GO): phosphatase activity
Source: RefSeq, a predicted model, not a curated record
AUGGCGCAGCAGCUCCCACCAAUCUGGGCAUGCAUCUUCGAUGUAGACGGCACGCUGAUCAACUCGGAAGAUAUCUACACCGAUAUCUACAAUAACAUUCUCCACGAGUAUGGCAGGCCCGACUAUCCUUGGAGUAUCAAGGCUACACAGCAGAGCAGAGGCUUGCAAGGCACCAACCGUCUCUUAGCAUGGGCACAAGUACCCCUUACACGCGAGGAAUGGGCUGAAAAAGAAAGCAAAUAUAAGCAUCUUUUCAAAAAUAGCAAAGCCCUGCCAGGCGUAGAUCAACUUCUCACUACACUGAAAACGAAGACGUCACCGCCUAUGUCGCUUCUACUCGCCAGCUCCGCAGGGCGCACCAAAUUCGUGCUCAAGACAUCGAAUCUACCAAAUAUCACAACUGCCUUUGACGAUCCCGCAUUCCAUGUCUUCGGCGACGAUGCAGAAAUGUCGGAUAGCAAGAAGAAGCCCGAGCCCGAUAUAUUUCUGCUAGCGCUGAAACGGCUGAAUGCUACGAGAAAGGCACGUGGAGAGCAAGCACUCGAACCGCAAGAGUGCCUUGUAUUCGAAGAUUCGAUUGCGGGUGUUGAGGCGGCGAGGCGUGCGGGCAUGCGUGUUGUGUGGGUGCCGCAUCCGGGACUGGUGGAAGUGUGCAGGGGACGGGAGAUGGAUGUACUCAUGGGGAGGACAGAGGAAGAUGGAAAUGUACCUGAUUAUGGGAGGAGGAUUGAGGGCGGUGAGAAGGGCCCUGUUGUGGGUCCUGAUGGCCGUAUGAUGUCGGAGGAUGGAGUGGCGGAAAUGAGAUGGAGUCUAGAGGACUUUCCGUUUCAGGUGUAUGGUAUUCAUGUGGAAGAGCAAAUGAAAAUAUAGGGAGAGAGCGGUUGUAAGUAGAUUACAGUCUAUAAGACUAUUACUGGUUCUCAUAUGGC